This is a messenger RNA of Alternaria ethzedia, 1605 nucleotides long. RefSeq lists its product as uncharacterized. Gene Ontology annotation, molecular function: antiporter activity. The coding region runs from base 1 to 1605 and encodes 534 amino acids. Gene Ontology annotation, biological process: proton transmembrane transport. NCBI's taxonomy places the organism in Eukaryota, Fungi, Ascomycota, Dothideomycetes, Pleosporales, Pleosporaceae. The record is from RefSeq and is a predicted model, not a curated record. Gene Ontology annotation, cellular component: membrane. The transcript has 3 exons.
AUGGCGUCCUCAAACCCCGACGCUGCCCCGUUCUUGCAGUAUCACGAGCCCGAAAUCGUCGAAAUUCUUAUCCUGGUAUCUUUCUUCACCUUCUUAUGGUUGUCGGAGUACGUUUCGGCCAAGGUUAUCCGUGCCGGCAUCAUUGGUCCGAUUGCGGUUGGUAUCAUAUAUGGCGAGCCGUUGGCGAAUAUCCUCGAACAUGAUUGGGCUGAGACGUUUCUAUAUCUUGGCUACAUUGGCUUGAUCUUGAUUAUCUUCGAGGGCGGUUUGAGCACUCGCCUUGACCUGCUCAAGGCCAACUUCACGCUGUCGAUCUGUGGGGCUGCCACAGGCGUACUGUGUCCAAUAGGUUUCAGCUACCUGUUGCUGUAUCUUGGGUUCGGCUAUGGCGCUGUCGAGACCUUCAUCAUCGGCGCUGCUCUGAGCACGACAAGCCUGGGCACCACCUUUGCCGUUAUCUCAAGCGCCUCCAAGGAUGUCGAUCUCAGCCAAACCAAGGUCGGCGCGGUGCUUGUCAGCGCUGCAGUCAUUGACGAUGUGACAGGUCUUGUCAUGUCAAGUGUCAUCCACGACCUGGGUGAUGUCGCGUCCGGUGGAAACGUCAACUUGGGAUGGCUGAUCGGCCGGCCUAUUCUCGCAUCUGCGGCCAUGGCAAUUCUUACCCCAGUUCUCACCAAAUGGGUCUUUGCGCCUCUGUUUCGAAGAUACGUUGAGAGGCAUUUUCACAAGUUCGACCACUUGUCAAACAUUAUGCUGAUGAUCCUGGUAUUAUCAGCCUUUAUCUCAGUCGCAGCCUUCGCAGGGACCUCCAUCCUGUUUGGAGCUUUCCUCGCUGGCGCCUUCUUGACGUAUCUCCCUUCUACACACCCGGAAGGUCCCUUCGUGGUUAUGAGCCGCGAAGAAGGCGAGCGCUCCAAAGACAAGUCUCCGACCUUUGUGCAUACCUUUGAGGUAUACUGUUUGGACGCGCAGCAGUAUGUACUUGGACCUCUUUUCUUUGCUAGCAUAGGAUUCGCGAUUCCGUUUUUGGAUCUUUGGACUGGAGAAGCCAUCUGGAAAGGCGUCGUAUACACCCUACUCAUGCUGGUUGGUAAGGCGCUCGUUGGAGUUUGGAUCCCUAUCUGGGGUGCCGCAACGCAUGAUCCCAAGAAAGCACAAGAAGCACAAAACGAAGCAUCCGCGGCCGAGAAUGGAAAUAACCUCGAGAAGGUCACUUCAUCGCCUUACUCUCCCACCCGCAAAGCUGCGGUACAGUCGGCCGUCUCGCCCAUGCUUUUGCUGGGCAUGGCCAUGGUCGCCCGUGGAGAAAUCGGUCUACUAAUCGUGGAAAUCGGCUACAACAACACGCCGUAUGUAUCUGCGGAGGGCUUCAUAACAGCCAUAUGGGCUAUUUUGCUGAAUACAAUCAUUGGGCCCGUAUGUGUUGGCUUGGCCGUCAAGUACAGAGGUGCUAAGAUCGGCAAAGGACCUUGGGGCUUGGUACCAGGCCCAAACCAGGCUAUCGAAGAUGAGAUGAACAGGAGGAGAGAGUCGCGUAUGAAUGACCAAAUGCAAGAGGAGGGAGAAGCGAGAAUGGAGGCGCAUCGUAAUAGUCGCAUGGAUUGA